This is a messenger RNA of Schistosoma spindalis, 270 nucleotides long. Lineage: Eukaryota; Metazoa; Platyhelminthes; Trematoda; Strigeidida; Schistosomatidae. The record is from the annotation of a GenBank genome assembly.
AUGGAAAGAUUAACAGCUACGGUUAAAAGCACUGAUAUGCAUGAAGAUAUACAACAAAAAGCUGUUGAAACAACUGCUACUGCAAUGGAGAAAUACACUGUUGAAAAAGAUAUUGCAGCUUAUAUUAAAAUGGAAUUUGAUAAAUAUUACCAUCCAACUUGGCAUUGUAUUGUAGGUAAACACUUUGGAAGUUAUGUAACACAUGAAGUAAACUGUUUCAUUUAUUUCUGUUUGAAAGAUGUGGCAAUACUCCUUUAUAAAUGUGGUUAA